AUGCCGUCCGCUAUUGACACCGAUGCUAUUUCGGCUCAGCUGUUGCUGAGUGGGCUGAAUAAAAGCUAUUCAGGCUCGGCCAGGAAGCCUUUGAUUCAUCCCCGUGCCGAUGAGACCUGCCGAGAAAAUGAUGACUAUUUUCUGCAACACUGGCCCUUUCCUUCAGAGAAGAGUCGAGAGACCUUUGUCAAGGCUGGCUUCGGCCGAGUCACUUGCCUCUACUUCCCGCUGGCGCGCGAUGACCGUAUUAUCUUUGCGUGUAAGCUGUUAACGAUCCUGUUUCUCAUUGAUGAUAUACUGGAAGAUAUGUCCUUGGCGGACGGAGAGGCGUACAAUACCCAUCUGAUGCCCCUCAUGUGUGGUGACGUGCUACCAAACCGCGACAUCCCCGUCGAGUUUCUCAUGUACAACCUUUGGGAGGAGAUGCGUGCUGCGAGCCCGAUCCUAGCGGAUGGUAUCCUCGAGCCCACCUUCACCUUCAUGCGCGCGCAGACAGACAAGACCCGUCUCUCGAUCAAGGAACUAGGUCACUACCUCGUCUAUCGGGGGCGGGAUGUAGGGAAGGCUCUCCUGUCGGCGCUCAUGCGAUUCACCAUGGACCUCGAGCUGACACCCGAGGGAGCAAGCGGCGAUGAAGUGCGCGCGUCGCAGUUGGGUCACAAAGAAGGAUCUGCUCUUUGCUCGGGUGUCAAGGUGCUGGCUGAAGCAACUAAUCUAGACAUCGCCGCGACGAAGCGGCUACUCCAAGCCAUGGUUGAAGAGUGGAAUCAGGUUCACGAUCGGCUCACAGCGGAACAACUCGCGGCUGGAUGUCGUCCAGCCGUCAAGCUCUACAUGAAGGGGCUAGAAUAUCAGAUGAGCGGCAAUGAGCUGUGGAGUCGGACGACCCUGCGCUAUGUUGGCCGAGAGGCAGCCGCUAGCUCGUAG
Aspergillus alliaceus is the source of this 927-nucleotide messenger RNA. RefSeq names its product isoprenoid synthase domain-containing protein. Bases 1 to 927 code for a protein of 308 amino acids. NCBI's taxonomy places the organism in Eukaryota, Fungi, Ascomycota, Eurotiomycetes, Eurotiales, Aspergillaceae. The transcript is spliced from 5 exons. The record is from RefSeq and is a predicted model, not a curated record.